UCCGCACUUCAUAUCAAAUCUCUUUGCUUCUCUUCUCUUCUCCACAUUCCCUUCAUCUCCACUCCUAAUAAUUCACUCACAAUAAUGUCGGUGGUGCUCGCCAAGACCGACUCGGAGGUGAGCAGUCUGACCCCGUCGUCGCCGACACGCUCCCCCAGCUCUCGCCGCCCAGUUUACUAUGUGCAGAGCCCGUCCCGUGAUUCGCACGAUGGAGAAAAGACUACCAACUCCUUCCAUUCGAGCCCUGUUCUGAGCCCAAUGGGGUCCCCCCCUCAUUCCCAUUCCAACUCUUCCUUGGGCCCCCACUCACGUGACUCCUCCUCCACCCGAUUCUCCGCCUCCGUCAAGCCCGGAUCUCGCAAGCCCGCCAAUCACAAGAUUCCCAAGCCUUGGAAGCGAUUCGACGCCAUUGAAGAAGAGCGCCUCCUCGAUGACGACGGCUCCUCCGACGGCUUCACCCGCCGUUGCUACUUCCUUGCUUUUGUUAUUAGUUUUGUGCUUCUUUUCUCUCUGUUUUCUCUCAUUUUAUGGGGUGCCAGCCGGCCUCAGAAACCUACCAUUCUAAUGAAAAGCAUUUUGUUUGACAAGUUCGUGAUCCAAGCGGGGGCAGAUUUUUCAGGGGUGGCCACCGGGUUGGUGACGAUGAAUGCGACGGUGAAGUUCAUAUUUAGAAAUACGGCGACGUUUUUCGGAGUUCAAGUUACUUCCACUCCACUUCAGCUUUCGUAUUCCCAGCUUACGCUCGCAUCUGGAACAAUGCAAAAGUUCCACCAGAGGAGGAAGAGUCAACGGGGUAUAACAGUAAUGGUAAAAGGAAGCGGCAUUCCGUUGUACGGCGGCGGAGCCAGCCUAGGUAGCGUGAAUGGAAAACCGGUGGAACCGGUCCCAAUGAACCUUCAAUUUACUGUCCGGUCGAGAGCCAACGUGUUGGGAAAACUGGUGAAGCCCAAAUUCUAUAAGAGCGUCGAUUGCAGCGUGCUGAUGGACCCUACCAAUAUGAACAAGCCCAUUUCUCUCAAGAACAAAUGCACAUACCGAUCAUCAGCUUAGAAAUAUAUUAUAUAUAUAUAUUUUUUUUCUUUUAUAAAAACUUGUUAGUUUAUAUUCAAAUAUCAUUAGUGUUGAUAGACACUAAUAUAUUUUCUUUUAUGAUUUCAUUUUGUUUUUUUUUUUUUUUUUUUUUGGUUAUUAUCUGUUUGUAAGAGAAGGGGUUUGGCCCUCCAUAUUUGAAUUUGAAGGUUGAAUGAAACAUAAAAGGUUUUUGGAUUGAGAUUUUCAA
Molecule: messenger RNA, 1279 nt
Organism: Cucumis melo (muskmelon)
Lineage: Eukaryota; Viridiplantae; Streptophyta; Magnoliopsida; Cucurbitales; Cucurbitaceae
Exons: 3
Coding region: 85-1050 (321 amino acids)
Source: RefSeq, a predicted model, not a curated record